Molecule: messenger RNA, 1002 nt
Organism: Pseudozyma hubeiensis SY62
Lineage: Eukaryota; Fungi; Basidiomycota; Ustilaginomycetes; Ustilaginales; Ustilaginaceae
Exons: 1
Coding region: 1-1002 (333 amino acids)
Source: RefSeq, a predicted model, not a curated record
AUGAAGUCGUUCACCCUCUCUGCUGCCGCUGGCUCUUUGGCAGCCACGCUGCUGCUCGUCGGCUCGUCCGUAGCACCGGUUGCUGCCCAGACCGCCGUCGCCAACGUCACCUCCAUCCCCACCGACAUCUCGUCCAGCUGCUCCAGCUUCCUCUCCACGCUCAACUCGGACUCGCAGCUCGACGCCUGCACAAAGCCCCUGCUCGCAGCCACCAAGUACUACUCGUCCAACUCGACCGACUCGGCCGUCCAGCUCGACUCGACGCUCGCCGAUCUCUGCUCCACCGACACCGGCUGCGACGCCAACAUCAUCCGUCAGCGUCUCGACCAGUUCUGGCAGAACUGCCACACGGAUCUGCAGAGCGGAAAUGCCAAUGUUCAGGCUAUGUACGAUAACUUGUACAUGAUCACGCCGCUCGUCAACUCGAUCUGCAGCAAGGAUAAGAACAACGAUUACUGCCUCAAGACGAUUGCUAAGGCUGCUGCGAGCUCUUCCAAGGUGACUUCGAGCAAGAAGCGCCGAGACGUCGACGACGAAGACGAGGAGGAGGAGGAUGACGACGAGGAGGGAGAAACCGUCUCGCAGCUCGUCAAGAGGCAGUCUGCCGCUGGUGAAACCCUCGGCGGCCUCUACAACCAAACGGAAUCGACCGGCAAAGCAAACACCAACGCCGCCUUCCUCUUCAUCUCCUCCUCCAGCCCCAAAUCCAUCCUCUGCUCGCUCUGCACCCAGAACAUCCUCGCCUCGUACAUCAAGUUCGAGACCUCGAUCCCCUACGCCAUCGGUCUCAGGACGUCGGAGAUCCUCGCUCCUCAGAGCGAUAUCUACAAGGCUGCAAAGACCGACUGCGGUCACGACUUUGUCGCUCAGGUGAACAAGAUCGCCAACACGACGCAGUUCGCUGCGGUGGUCAGUGGCGCUGAGUUUGCGGGGGCUAGGAAGGGUGCGGUUGUAUUGGCGACGAUGGUCGCAUCUGCGGUGGUGGCCGUCGUUGCUCUUUGA